GGGGCCGCAAGCGUCGGGCAUGACGCGCUGAGCCGCGCUCGCCCGUGCCCGCAGCUCAGCGUGCGCCCCGCGCGGGUGCCUGUGCCGCCGCCCUCCAGCCCCGCCGGCAGCCGCCCCCGCUUCGCCCCGCACCAUGAUUGCCGCCGCUUUCCUCGUCUUGCUGAGACCCUACAGCAUCCAAUGUGCCCUUUUCCUCUUGUUGCUUCUGCUAGGCACCAUCGCCACCAUCAUCUUCUUCUGCUGCUGGCACCGCAGGCUCCAGAAGGGGAGGCAUCCGAUGAAAUCGGUCUUUUCGGGUCGUUCAAGGAGCCGAGAUGCUGUUUUGAGAUCUCACCACUUUCGUUCCGAGGGAUUCCGAGCCAGCCCUCGGCACCUUAGGAGACGGGCCGCAGCGGCUGCAGCUGCCCGGCUGGAAGAAGCCAAGCCUGCCGUAGAGGUUCACCACCAGAGCGAGCAGGAGAUCUCAGUGAGGAAACGAAGAAUCAAGAAAAGCAGCCGCGUCCAGCCAGAAUUCUACCACUCCGUCCAAGGCGCUUCCACCAGGAGACCUAGUUCCGGGAACGCGUCCUACCGCUGCUCGAUGUCUUCCUCUGCGGAUUUUUCCGAUGAAGAUGAUUUCAGCCAGAAAUCUGGCUCUGCAUCUCCAGCUCCUGGAGAUACCUUACCCUGGAAUUUGCCUAAACAUGAGAGAUCGAAAAGAAAGAUCCACGGGGGCUCGGUGCUGGACCCCGCGGAGAGGGCAGUGCUUAGGAUAGCAGAUGAACGGGACAAAGUUCAGAAGAAAACAUUCACAAAAUGGAUAAAUCAGCAUCUCAUGAAGGUUCGAAAACACGUGAAUGAUCUCUAUGAAGACUUGAGGGACGGACACAAUUUGAUCUCUCUUUUAGAGGUUCUUUCAGGAGACACCUUGCCCAGAGAGAAAGGUCGGAUGCGUUUUCACAGACUACAGAAUGUACAAAUUGCACUUGACUAUUUGAAAAGACGCCAGGUGAAAUUAGUGAACAUUAGAAAUGAUGACAUAACAGAUGGAAAUCCCAAAUUGACUUUGGGAUUAAUAUGGACAAUAAUUUUGCACUUUCAGAUAUCUGAUAUCCAUGUUACUGGUGAGUCAGAAGACAUGUCUGCAAAAGAGAGAUUGUUACUGUGGACACAGCAGGCCACCGAGGGUUAUGUGGGGAUUCGGUGUGAAAAUUUCACCACCUGCUGGAGAGACGGAAAACUAUUUAAUGCCAUCAUUCAUAAAUACAGGCCGGACCUGAUAGACAUGAAUACUGUUGCUGUUCAAAGCAACCUUGCAAAUUUAGAGCACGCUUUCUAUGUAGCAGAAAAAAUCGGUGUUAUAAGACUUCUGGAUCCUGAAGAUGUUGAUGUCUCCUCACCUGAUGAAAAAUCAGUAAUAACUUAUGUAUCAUCUCUCUAUGACGCAUUUCCCAAAGUCCCUGAGGGUGGUGAAGGCAUUGGUGCAAACGAUGUUGAAGUCAAAUGGAUUGAAUACCAGAAUAUGGUCAACUACCUCGUCCAGUGGAUCAGACACCAUGUGACCACUAUGUCCGAGAGAACAUUUCCUAAUAAUCCUGUAGAACUCAAGGCACUUUAUAAUCAGUAUUUACAGUUUAAAGAAACAGAAAUUCCACCAAAGGAGACAGAAAAAUCAAAAAUUAAACGCCUGUAUAAAUUAUUAGAGAUUUGGAUAGAAUUUGGACGCAUCAAACUCCUUCAGGGUUAUCAUCCCAAUGACAUAGAAAAGGAGUGGGGAAAGCUCAUCAUUGCCAUGCUCGAGAGGGAGAAGGCUCUUCGUCCCGAAGUGGAAAGAUUGGACAUGUUGCAGCAGAUUGCCAGCCGAGUUCAGAGGGGCAGUGUCAUUUGUGAAGACAAACUGAUGCUUGCCCGAAACGCUCUCCAGUCUGAUUCUAAAAGAUUAGAAUCCGGAGUGCAGUUUCAGAAUGAAGCAGAAAUUGCCGGGUAUGUCCUUGAAUGUGAGAACCUUUUACGCCAGCAUGUAAUUGAUGUACAGAUUCUUAUUGAUGGAAAAUACUACCAGGCAGACCAGUUGGUACAGAGGGUUGCAAAAGUGCGCGAUGACAUCCUGGCCUUAAGGAAUGAAUGUUCCUCAGUGUACAGCAAAGGCCGUGUGCUGACAGCGGAGCAGACGAAGCUCAUGAUAUCAGGAAUCACUCAGAGUUUAAACUCAGGGUUUGCACAGACCUUAAACGCCAGUCUGAACUCAGGGCUGACCCAGGGUCUAACGCCUUCCCUGACCCCGUCCAGCGUGACCUCAGGCCUGUCGUCAGGGCUGACUUCCCGCCUGACCCCAUCUGUCACUCCUGCAUAUACACCUGGCUUCCCAUCAGGAUUAGCUCCAAAUUUCAGCUCAGGAGUGGAGACAAAUUCCCUGCAAACUCUGAAGCUGAUGCAGAUCCGAAAGCCCCUUCUCAAGUCGUCUCUACUGGAUCAGAAUUUAACAGAAGAGGAAAUCAACAUGAAAUUUGUUCAGGAUCUUUUGAAUUGGGUUGAUGAGAUACAGGUGCAGCUGGACCGCACUGAAUGGGGAUCAGAUUUGCCAAGUGUUGAAAGCCAUUUAGAAAAUCAUAAAAAUGUUCACCAAGCUAUUGAAGAAUUUGAAUCUAGCCUCAAAGAAGCUAAGAUCAGUGAGAUCCAGAUGACGGCACCUCUUAAACUAACUUAUGCAGAAAAGUUGCACAGAUUAGAAAAUCAGUAUGCAAAACUCUUGAACACAUCCAGGAAUCAGGAACGGCACCUUGAUACACUCCACAAUUUUGUAACUCGUGCAACUAAUGAGCUUAUUUGGUUGAAUGAAAAAGAAGAGGAGGAAGUUGCUUAUGACUGGAGUGAAAGAAAUACCAACAUAGCCCGGAAAAAAGAUUACCACGCUGAAUUAAUGAGAGAACUUGAUCAAAAGGAAGAAAAUAUUAAAUCAGUUCAGGAGAUAGCAGAGCAGCUGCUUCUGGAAAAUCACCCAGCCCGAUUAACCAUUGAGGCCUACCGAGCGGCGAUGCAGACGCAGUGGAGCUGGAUCCUGCAGCUCUGCCAGUGUGUAGAGAAGCACAUAAAGGAGAACAGCGCUUAUUUCGAGUUUUUCAAUGAUGCCAAAGAAGCCACGGAUUACUUGAGGAAUCUAAAAGACGCCAUUCAGCGGAAGUACAGCUGUGACAGGUCCAGCAGCAUUCACAAGCUGGAGGACCUUGUUCAGGAAUCAAUGGAAGAGAAAGAAGAGCUUUUGCAGUAUAAAAGCACAGUCGCAAGCCUGAUGGGGAGAGCAAAAACAAUCAUUCAGCUGAAGCCAAGAAAUCCUGACUGUCCACUCAAAACUUCUAUUCCGAUCAAAGCCAUCUGUGACUACAGACAAAUUGAGAUAACCAUCUUCAAAGAUGAUGAAUGUAUUUUGGCGAACAACUCUCAUCGUGCUAAGUGGAAGGUCAUCAGCCCCACCGGGAACGAAGCCAUGGUCCCGUCUGUGUGCUUCAGUGUCCCUCCUCCAAAUAAAGAGGCGGUCGACUUUGCAAACAGAAUCGAGCAGCAGUAUCAGAACGUCCUGACCCUUUGGCAUGAGUCUCACAUAAACAUGAAGAGUGUGGUCUCCUGGCACUAUCUCAUCAAUGAAAUUGACAGAAUCCGAGCUAGCAAUGUGGCUUCAAUAAAGACAAUGUUACCUGGUGAACAUCAGCAAGUCCUGAGUAAUCUACAGUCUCGUUUUGAAGAUUUUCUCGAAGAUAGCCAGGAAUCCCAAAUAUUUUCAGGUUCAGAUAUAACACAACUGGAAAAGGAGGUUAAUGUGUGUAAGCAGUAUUAUCAAGAACUUCUUAAAUCUGCAGAAAGAGAGGAGCAAGAGGAAUCAGCUUAUAAUCUCUACAUCUCUGAAGUCCGAAACCUCAGGCUUCGGCUUGAGAGCUGUGAAGACCGUCUAAUCAGACAGAUCCGCACCCCCCUGGAGAGAGACGACCUUCACGAAAGCGUGUUCAGAAUCUCAGAGCAGGAGAAACUAAAGAAAGAGCUGGAGCGACUUAAAGGCGAUUUGGCCACAAUCACGAGUAAAUGCGACGACUUUUUCAGUCAAGCAGCCGCCUCUUCCACGGCUCCCACCUUGCGAUCCGAGCUCAGCGUGGUCGUCCAGAGCAUGAACCACGUCUAUUCCAUGUCCUCCACCUACAUAGAGAAGUUGAAAAUUGUCAACUUGGUGUUAAAAAACACUCACGCUGCAGAAGCCCUUGUAAAAUUCUAUGAAACUAAACUGUGUGAAGAGGAAGCAGUUACAGCUGACAAGAAUAACAUUGAGAAUCUAAUGAGCACUUUAAAGCAAUGGAGAUCUGAAGUGGAUGAAAAGAGAGAGGUCUUCCAUGCACUGGAGGAUGAGCUACAGAGAGCAAAGACCAUUAGUGAUGAGAUGUUUAAAACCUACAAAGAACGUGACCUUGACUUUGACUGGCACAAAGAAAAAGCAGAUCAGUUGGUUGAGAGGUGGCAGAAUGUUCAUGCUCAGAUUGACAACAGGUUACGGGACUUGGAAGGCAUUGGGAAGUCGCUGAAGUACUACAGAGAUACCUAUCACCCUUUAAAUGACUGGAUCCAGCAAGUUGAAACUACUCAGAGAAAGAUUCAGGAAAACCAGCCUGAAAACAGUAAAACCCUAGCCACACAAUUGAAUCAACAGAAGAUGCUGGUGUCUGAAAUAGAAAUGAAACAGAGCAAAAUGGAUGAGUGUCAGAAAUACGCAGAACAGUACUCCACUGCGGUGAAGGACUACGAAUUACAAACGAUGACCUACCGGGCUAUGGUGGAUUCACAACAAAAGUCUCCAGUGAAACGUCGGAGAAUGCAGAGCUCGGCAGACCUCGUCAUUCAAGAGUUCAUGGACCUGAGGACCCGGUAUACGGCUCUGGUCACCCUCAUGACACAAUAUAUUAAAUUUGCUGGGGACUCAUUGAAGCGUCUGGAAGAGGAGGAGAAGUCACUGGAAGAAGAAAAGAAAGAGCACGUUGAAAAAGCCAAAGAAUUACAAAAAUGGGUAUCAAAUAUCAGCAAGACAUUGAAAGAUGGAGAGAAGGCUGAAAAGUCUUCCUUCUUUAAGCAAAAGAUUUCCAGUGAGGAAAUAUCAGUCAAGAAGGAACAAUUAUCUGAAGCACUGCAAACUAUGCAGCUCUUUCUGGCUAAACACGGAGACAAAAUGACAGACGAAGAAAGAAAUGAAUUGGAAAAACAAGUGAAAACUCUCCAAGAAAGUUAUAAUUUAUUCUUUAGUGAAUCUCUGAAACAACUACAACAAUCACAAACCUUAGGAGAUAUAAAGGUAGAGGAGAAGCUGGAUAAAGUCAUCGCAGGCACCAUUGAUCAGGGCACGGGAGAAGUCCUUUCUGUCUUUCAGGCCGUGUUAAGAGGCCUCAUUGAUUAUGACACGGGGAUCCGAUUGCUUGAGACCCAGCUCAUGAUUUCUGGGCUUGUUUCACCAGAAUUAAGAACAUGCUUUGACCUCAAAGAUGCCCAAAAUCAUGGCCUUAUUGAUGAGCAGGUUCUUAGCCAACUCCAAGAACUCAGUGAAACGAAGGAGAUUAUUUCUGCUGUGUCGUCCACCACAGUUCCAGUGCUGGAUGCUCUGGCUGAAGGUGUGAUCUCAGAACCCAUGGCCAUCAGAGUUCUUGAGAUCCUGAUUUCCACGGGCUCUCUCGUUAUUCCGGCCACAGGAGAACAGCUGACGCUGCAGAAGGCUUUCCAGCAGCACCUGGUUUCCUCUGCCUUAUUUUCUAAAAUCCUGGAACGGCAGAAUCUAUGUAAAGAUCUUAUCGACCCCUCCACCUCUGAGAAGGUGUCUUUAAUAGAUAUCAUGCAAAGAAGUAUUUUACAGGAAAACACAGGGGUGCGGCUUCUGCCUGUGAGGCCACAAGAAGGAGGCAGGAUAACGUUAAAAUGUGGGAGAAACUUAAGCAUUUUAAGGGCAGCUCACGAAGGCCUCAUAGACCGUGAGACCAUGUUCAGGUUACUGGGUGCGCAGCUGCUUUCAGGAGGUCUGAUCAAUUCCAAGUCUGGUCAGAGACUGACUGUAGAAGAAGCCGUGGCAGAGGGGGUGAUGGACAGAGACACUGCCAACAGUAUCUUCACCUACCAGGUGGAAACAGGCGGAAUCAUCCAGUGCAACCCCGCCAAGCGUUUAACUGUUGACGAGGCGGUCCAGUGUGAUCUGAUAACGUCCAGCAGUGCCCUUCUGGUCCUCGAGGCUCAGCGAGGCUACGUGGGCCUCAUCUGGCCUCACUCUGGGGAGAUAUUCCCUACAUCUUCUUCCCUGCAGCAGGAGUUGAUUACCAAUGAAUUGGCAUCUAAGAUCCUGAACGGCAGACAGAAAAUCGCUGCUCUUUACAUUCCAGAAACAUCUCAAGUCAUUGGUUUGGACGUUGCCGCGCAACUCGGAAUCAUAGAUAAUCACACAGCAUCGAUUUUAAAAAGUGUAACACUGCCCGAUAAAAUGCCAGAUUUGGGAGAUUUCGAAGCUUGUAAAAAUUCCAGAAGAUGGCUCUCUUUUUGUAAAUUCCAACCAUCCGUGGUCCAUGAUUACGGGCAAGAAGAAGAUGUUUUUGAUGGAGAAGAGCCAGUGGAGACUCAGAGCUCAGAACACACUAAAAAAUUAUUCCUGUCUUAUUUGAUGAUAAAUAGCUAUAUGGAUGCAAACACAGGGCAGAGGCUUUUGCUGUAUGAUGGAGACUUGAAUGACGCUGUUGGGAUGCUCCUGGAAGGCUGUGGUGCAGAAAUUGAUGAGAACACGCCUGUAAAAGAAUGUCUUGAUGUCAUAAGACUCCCUGGCGUAUUUCUGAAUAAUGCUGCAAGUAAAGAAACGAGUGAAAGUACAGCUACACCAAGUAGUUUUGAUAAAUGUCAUUGCAGAGAACCUAAACGUAAAGGAACCUCUGAAAAUGCCAUAGAUGAAGAGUUUCAGGAACUGGGAACUAAUGUUACCAGGAGUGAAUUUUGCCAGUCAGAAAACGUGGCAGAUAGACUAGCAACUGAUUAUAAAGUUAAGAAUUCAUCCAGCCUGUGUGUUCCUAGUUUGAUAUCACAUUUAACAGAGCCUGAACUUGCUGAAGUUAGCGUGCUCAGACAAGACUCUGAAAACAGACUUGAAAACGGUGAAAAUCAAAGCCAAUUAGAAACAAAGGAACAUGCAGAUGAAUGUAGUCAUUCUAAAAACCUUCAAAACUUUGCAAGUGAUUUGAUAAGUCCUAUAGUAAAAUCAAAAACUAGUAGAAUCUGUGAUUUGAAUGAAACGGUGAAUGAAGAUAAUAUUAGCAGGGAUUCAACUCUCUUUGACUAUUCCCCCAGGCUGAGUGCCUUGUUAAGUCAUGAUAAACUGAGGACCGGUCAGGGAAGUUUUCAUGAUGUACACGCUGCAGAGAACAAUGGAAAUAAAUGUGAAGCCUCUACAUUGCCAUUCAAUGACCAAACCAUGUUAUCAGGUCAAAGAAUAAGAGAAAAAUUUCAAGACCAGUUUCUGGGAAUUGCAGCUAUCAACAUCAGUUUACAGGGAGAACACACUGUACAAAAAUCUUUCAGUAUUGGUUAUAGUAAUCCUCAGGUACAAGAUCAGAAUGAUGAAAAAAUGCUUGCUGCUUCUCAUCAGGAACCCGAAGACGAGCAAAGUGAGUCCACGGUGGAAGGGUCCUCCUGUGCCCUGCCCCUGAGGGGUGGUGGUCAUCACAUCAACAUGGCUCACAUUCAUACCCCAUCAUUUGAAGAAACUGUCAGCGCCAGUGCUGGUGACUAUGAAACAUCACUGCUGGAUGAUCAGCAGAGCAACACAGAAACAGACACAGACAGCGAUGCUGACUUUUAUGACAUGCCCUUGUUUGAAGAUGGUGACCAUGAUUCCCUGCUUCUGGAAGGUGGUGACCAUGAUUGUCUGCAGCCCGAGGACUAUGACACGCUGCCAGAGGAAGAUGACUGGGCCGCUCCUCCUGGAGAGGCUUUUUAUGAUGUUUCUAAAGAGGAUGAACAUUCUUUGGGGACCCAAGGGGGACUGGUUGAUAGCUUAGGUGUGAGGGGAGAAGCACAGUCUCUGCAGGAUUUUCUCAUAGUUGCUGAGAAAGCAGAAUUCGAUGCUGGUGAAAGAAUCCAUUUAAAUUCACUUGCCUCCUAUGAGGUGAAUGGACGGUUGAUGGAAAUCGUAUCAGAAAGGGACAGCACAGAUGACCUUGAAGGUGAUGUGUCUGACUCAUUGACUGACCAUGAAAUUGUAGGAAGAAAAGGGAGCUUCAGGACUCCAUUAAAUCCUGAGGAUGCUGGCUGUUGGAGAGGGAGAGGAGAGUACGUAACUGGACAAGAAUUUAAAUCUGAUCCUGAUCAUUUAGAUUCUGUGCAAAAUGAAGAAAGUUACGGGGACUCUGACUGUGACAGUAAUGAUCAGGGCGACGAUGAUGACGAUGGUGGUGGUGAUGCCAAAGAAGAAGGAGCAGGAGGUGAGGAUGGAAAGCCCGUGUGCCAGGACGAGGCUGAGGAUGUGGAUGUCCCCGUGUGUGUCACCACUGCACCCAAACCGGGAAACAGCCAUGUGAGUCAAAGUAGCAAUAAAACGAUUCUCCCGGAUCAAAAGCACCAUCGUAGUUCUUUGGAGAAACAGCAAAGGGUAAAUGUUUUGCAGCCAGAAUCAAGUAGUAAAAGUAGCUUGGUUCCUGAAAGAAGUGACCUUCCAGAAUAUACAACUGAGGUUGUUCGAAAAAGCAAAGAUCUGUUGAAUCAUGAGAUGGUCCUUAAGGAUAAGUUGCUAUUUGUCAUGAAAGACACUGAAUCGGAAAACACUUUAAGCCCUGUUGGUGUUUUACCUAAUACUAGUGUCAGUUCAACUUCUAAACUAGCGGGUGAUCUAAAGAACACAGGGGUUAAGUUGAUUCAAGGGCCAGAAUAUAUGGACUCUGUGAAAGGUGGAAAUCCAUAUUAUGAGAAUGUGACACUUCAGGGUGACUCAUCUUCUGAUAAAGACAUUUGUUCUGAGCCCAGUUUAAUAGUAAAACCUGCGGAGGAAAGCCAUUUGUCAUCCAGAGUCUCUGUAACUGACAAAGAUCCUCAAGGCAAUGGAAAAUAUCUAAUUAAAAGGAGAGCUGACAAAAACAAUAUACUAAUAGAAGAUGAAACAUUGGUUCAUAAAAUGUGUGCAGGUAAAGGAGAAGUGCUUAUAGAAGGUCCUGUAGAAGCUAAUAAAUGUCUCAGGCUUUUGCCCAGUAAAAGUUCAAGGGAGUGUCUUGAUUUAGUUAAUAGUCCGUUUCCAUUCCCACAAAUCACACACAGUGAAGAACAUAAUCAGGAAGGAAGCCUUAAAAAAGCAACAGUAGCUCUUAAAGAUGAACCAAAGAAUCGGCCAACAAUAGUUAGCAGAAGUCCCGUUCAAUUUGAGAAUCAUGAAGAAAUAUUCGAUUCCUCAGUUUCCCAAGUGAUCACUGAUGACAUGACUUCAGACAUGACGUUGUCUGAAAGGAAUACAAGGAUUGAGAAAGAUUCAUUCACCGAUGGACCUGAAAAAGAGCUUGAUCUGUGUACUUAUUUAAAACAUUGUGCUAAAAAUGUGAAAGCAAAAGACAUGCUGAAACCAAAUGAAGAUACCCCAAGCUGUAUUCUAGUAGCUUCCCCUCCCAGGAAUGAGCACAUGCAAUUAGGAGUUAAUAAUGCAAAAGAGAAGGCAGCUCUUGCCCAAGAAGACUUACCUCCAAAGGAGAUGGUCCAACAGAAGGAUCUUCCUACUAAAGAAAGUGUCUCAGAAGGAGGAUCAGAAAUUCCUGAGUUCACACCAGAAAGAGAUGAAAGCACACCUUCAAUCUUCCCUCUUAGAGAUGCGGAAGGCCUUGGGAAACAUACGGAUUUCGUGCAGUCAGAACUCUGUGCAGAUGCAAUGAGAAAUAACUCCAGUAACACUUUAAACACUGACUGUUCAUCCUUAGAAAUUAACAGUGAGAAAGGAGUAAUUGAGCAACAGGCACGAAGAGAACCAGCCUCAUCUCCAGGAGUCCAGGAAAACGAGGUUCAGAUUCCUGAGUUAUCUCAGGUCUUGAUUGAGGAUGUCAAGGACAUCUUAAAAGGUAGAUUGAAAGAAGGUCAUAUGAAUCCUCAAGAGCUUGGAGAACCUUCAGCCUGUGCAGAUACUAACAUUUCAAUUCAAAACUUAAUUAAAAGAGUUAACUCAUCACCAUUGGUAAAUGAAGCAUCUGGUGUGUCUGGCGACUCUAAAACCAGUGACUAUGGCAUUUCCCCCAUGAAUAACUCGCCAGAACUAAAAGCAGAGGGCAGAGAGGAUCCGCUCUGUACUGCAAACCUCAAGUCUGAGCUGCUCCUCGAUAUACUUAAGCAAAAUCAGUAUAGCCAGAAAAUUACAGGAGCAUUUGAACUGAUGAAAGAAUUAACUCAGAUGGAGUGUGAUCUAGAGAAAAGAGGUAGGACAUCUGAAGUUCUUCCUCUGCAACUUGAAAAUGUUUUCUGCAAGCUGCUUGCUGAUGGAUAUUCAGAGAAAGGAGGACAGGGUGGAGAAUUGAAUCAAAAAUCAUCUACAGCUUCUGAGAUGAUGGAUGAAAAGCCACACAUUCUUGAUGAUCUUAACAGCAAGAGAGAAAACCCCCAUUCCCUUAAUUUACAAAAUAUGAAAGAAAAUGGACCAGAAAACUCUCCUUUCUGUGCAUCAGCAUUGCCAAGAGACGGGAGGCUGGAGGAGCUAUGCGCUGAAUCCCCAAACCGUUUGGAAUGUAUUUCAGGGUCAAAAGACAUGGCUUCUGGAGACGACUUGAUGGAACAAUUUUCCAAUGAGCUACAGCAGUGUUUACAGCACAGAUCAAAGAUGUGCGAGUAUUUGGCUUUGCUUCAAGAUAUGAGGCCUCCCUUAGGUAACCAGAAGUCUCUGGAUAACAAUCUAGAAGCUUUGAAGAACCAACUUAAACAGCUAGAGACAUUUGAAUUGGGAUUGGCUCCAAUUGGUGUGAUUUUAAGAAAAGACAUGACGCUGGCAGAGGAGUUUUUAAAGUCUCUGCCAGGUGACUUCCCCAGGGGACAUCUCGAGGACCUGAGUGUAAGCCUCCAGAGUCUGCAGACGGCCUUCUCUUCCCUCCACGCCUUGUCUUUGGAAAGAAUGAACCACAUCACGCUGGCUAUCAACUCCGAGAUGUCUAAACUAGCAGUUUCCCAUGAAGAAUUUCUGCACAAACUUCAGUUGUUCUCACGUUGGAUAUCAGAGACGAGCACAUCUGUGAAGGAUGUGGAGGUGGUGAUGGUUCAAGAUACUGGACAUAUAAAGCAAAGCUUGGAGUUUCUCAAGAAUGUGUUAAAAGACCUCGGACACACCAAAACGCAGCUGGAGACCACUGCCUUUGAUGUGCAGUUCUUCAUCUCUGAACACGCACAAGAUCUGUCUCCCACCCAAAGCAGACAACUGCUGAGGCUCUUAAAUACAACUCAGAAGGGUUUCCUUGACGUGCAGGAAUCAGUAACUACCCAGGUGGAACAUUUAGAGGCUCAGUUACAGCUAGAACAAGAUCUCUAUCGUCAGAAGAUGGUGGAGGAGCGUCAGCAGGAGUACAGAGAGAAACUCCAGGGCAUCUGUGACCUCCUCACCCAAACCGAAAACCGCCUCAUUGGUCACCAAGAAGCCUUCAUGAUUGGAGAUGGCACGGCUGAGUUAAAGAAGUACCAGUCCAAGCAGGAGGAAUUGCAGAAAGAUAUGCAAGAAAGUGCACAGGCAUUGGCAGAAAUAGUGAAGAACACAGAGAACUUCUUAAAAGAGAGUGGUGAAAAACUGUCACGAGAAGAUAAGGCUCUGAUUGAACAGAAACUUAAUGAAGCUAAGAUAAAGUAUGAACAGCUUAACUUAAGGGCAGAACAGUCGAAAAAAGAGCUGGAUAAAGUUGUGACGACAGCAAUCAAGGAAGAAACGGAAAAGGUUGCAGCUGUAAAGCAGCUGGAAGAGAGCAAAACCAAAAUCGAAAACCUUUUGGACUGGUUGGCAAAUGUUGACAGAGACUCAAGAAGGGCAGGGAUGGAACAGAAACAGGUCAUUGAACAGAACGGGACUCAUUUUCAAGAGGGUGAUGGCAAGUCGGUGAUGGGAGAAGAGGAUGAAGUUAAUGGUAACCUGUUGGAUAUGGAUGUUGACGGGCACGUAGGGACCACCAAGGAGAACCUGAACCAGCAGUACCAGAAGAUGAAGGCCCGGCACGCGGAGCUCGUGGCCCAGCACCAGGCCGUCCUUGUGGCCACCCAGGCGGCCCAGGCCUUGCUGGAGAAGCAGGGCCACCACCUCUGCCCGGAAGAAAAGGAGAAGCUGCAGAGGAACGUGAAGGAGCUGAAGGCGCAUUAUGAAAGCGCGCUGGCCGAGUCGGAGAAGAGGAUGCGGCUGACCCACUCCCUGCAGGAGGAGCUGGAGAAGUUUGACGCCGACUACGGCGAGUUUGAGCAGUGGCUGCAGCAGUCGGAACAAGAGCUGGAGAACCUGGAAGCAGGUGCCGACGACCUCGGUGGUCUGGCAGCCAAACUGAAGAGGCAGAAGAGCUUCUCGGAAGAUGUCAUUUCGCACAAAGGAGACUUGAGGUACAUCACGAUCUCUGGGAACAGAGUGUUGGAAGCAGCCAAGUCUUGCAGCAGGAGAGAGGGAGGUGGCCGGGCUGAACGGGACCACCUGGACACCUCUGCCACCCACAGAGAAGUCCAGGGCAGGCUGGACCGCGCCACUGACCGCUUCAGGUCCCUCUACACGAAGUGCAAUGUCCUUGGGAAUAACCUCAAAGAUCUGGUGGAUAAAUACCAACACUAUGAAGAUGCUUCAUGUGGGCUUCUCUCUGGGCUCCAGGCUUGCGAGGCCACGGCGAGCAAACACUUAUCUGAGCCCAUUGCUGUGGACCCUAAAAAUCUGCAGAGGCAACUAGAAGAGAUGAAGGCUCUACAGGGACAGAUAUCAAGUCAGCAGGUGGCUGUAGAGAAACUGAAAAAAACAGCUGAAGUGUUGUUAGACACCAGGGGAUCUUUACUUCCCGCCAAGAACGACAUCCAGAAAACACUGGGUGACAUUGUCGGGAGAUACGAUGACCUGUCCAAGUCUGUCAGUGAACGAAACGAGAAGCUGCAGAUAACCCUGACCCGCUCUCUGAGUGUGCAGGACGGCCUGGAUGAGAUGCUGGACUGGAUGGCGGGUGUGGAGCGCUCGCUGGAAGAGCAGCGUCCCGUGCCCUUGAACUCCGCCGCUCUGCAGGACGUCAUCAGUAAAAACAUCAUGUUGGACCAGGACAUCGCGGGGCGGCAGGGCAGCAUAAAUGCCAUGAAUGAGAAAGUGAAGAGGUUCACAGAGACCACAGACCCGUCCACCGCAUCCUCGCUGCAGGCCAGGAUGAAGGACUUAGCCCUUCGCUUUUCAGAAGCAAGUCGCAAACACAAAGAAAAACUUGCCCAAAUGGAGGAACUCAAAACCAAAGUGGAGCUGUUUGAGAACCUCUCAGAAAAGCUCCAGACAUUCUUAGAAACCAAAACCCAGGCUCUUACUGAGGCAGACGUGCCUGAGAAGGAUGUUACUGAGUUGUCUCAGUUUAUGCAGGAAUCAACUUCUGAACUGCUAGAACGCAGGAAAGAUCUAGAAGUUUUGCAGAAUCUCUUGAAGGAGAUCUCCAGCCAUGGCUUGCCAGGGGAUAAAGCUCUGGUUUUUGAAAAAACAAAUAAUUUGUCAAAGAAAUUCAAGGAAAUGGAGGAUACUGUCAAAGAAAAAAAAGAAGCUGUAUCUUCUUGUCAAGAACAGAUGGAUGCCUUUCAAGUUCUGGUUAAAUCAUUAAAGUCGUGGAUAAAAGAAACCACAGAAAGAGUUCCUGUUGUGCAGCCUUCUUUUGGUGCAGAGGAUUUAGGGAAAUCUUUGGAAGAAACUAAGAAAUUACAAGAGAAGUGGAGCUUAAAAACACCCGAGAUUCAGAAAGUCAACAACAGUGGGAUCUCACUAUGUAACCUAAUAAGUGCCGUGAUGACCCCUGCAAAGGCCAUGGCAGCAGUUAAGUCAGGUGGAGUAAUAUUAAAUGGUGAAGGAACAGCCACAGAUACUCAGGAUAUUUUGGCAAAUAAAGGAUUAACAUCCAUUAAAAAGGAUAUGAGUGACAUAAGCCAUGGCUAUGAAGAUCUUGGCCUCUUACUUAAAGACAAAAUAGCCGAACUGAGUACCAAACUCUCCAGAUUGCAAAAGGCUCAGGAAGAAUCAAGUGCCAUGAUGCAGUGGUUACAGACGAUGAACAAAACUGCCACGAAAUGGCAUCAGGCACCUACACCUACGGACACUGAGGCUGUGAAGAGUCAAGUUGAACAGAACAAGUCAUUUGAGGCAGAACUGAAGCAAAAUGUAAACAAAGUGCAGGAGUUGAAAGACAAGCUGACGGAGUUGCUGGAGGAGAACCCAGACACUCCGGAGGCCCCCAAGUGGAAGCAGAUGUUGACGGAAAUAGAUUCUAAGUGGCAAGAACUCAAUCAGUUAACAGUUGAUAGACGACAAAAACUGGAAGAAUCCUCAAAUAAUCUAACCCAAUUCCAGACGGUGGAGGCUCAGUUAAAACAGUGGCUUGCGGAAAAAGAACUGAUGGUCAGUGUCCUUGGGCCCUUGUCGAUUGACCCAAAUAUGCUGAACACACAAAGGCAGCAGGUGCAGAUUCUCCUGCAAGAAUUUGAUACCCGGAAACCUCAGUGUGAACAGCUAACAGUGGCUGGUCAGGGCAUCCUGCACAGACCUGGGGAGCACCCAUCCUUCCACGGGAUUGUGAAGGAACAGCUGGCAGCUGUGACCCAAAAAUGGGACAGCCUCACGGGACAAUUGAGGGACAGAUGUGACCGGAUCGACCAGGCCAUUGUUAAAAGCACCCAGUAUCAAAGCCUGCUGAGAAGCCUUUCCGAUAAGUUGGCCGACUUGGAUAAUAAACUCAGCAGCAGUGUGGCCGGGAGCACACACCCUGACGCGAUGAACCAGCAGCUGGAAACAGCCCAGAAAAUGAAGCAGGAAAUAGAGCAGGAAACGAAGCAGAUCAAAGUGGCCCAGGCUCUGGGAGAGGAUCUGGCAGCCCUGGUUAAAGAAGAGUACUUGAAAGCUGAACUUAGUCGGCAACUGGAAGGCAUCUUAAAAUCAUUUAAGGAUCUUGAACAAAAAGCAGAGAACCAUGUCCAGCAUCUUCAGUCAGCCUGUGCCAGCUCUCAUCAAUUUCAGCAAAUGUCUAGAGAUUUCCAGGCUUGGCUGGACACCAAGAAGGAAGAACAGAACAAGUCUCCCCCGAUAUCAGCCAAAGUCGAGGUCUUGGAGUCAUUAAUGAAAGAUCAGAAAGACUUCAGGAAAACUUUGACCGCCCAGUCUCACAUUUAUGAGAAAACCAUGGCGGAAGGUGAAAACCUGUUACUAAAAACGCAAGGGUCUGAGAAGGUAGCGUUACAGUUACAACUGAACACGAUUAAAACCAACUGGGAUGGAUUUCAGAAGCAGGUGAAAGAAAGAGAAGACAGGGUGAAAGAUUCACUGGAAAAAGCUCUCAAGUAUAAAGAACAUGUGGAGAUGCUCCGGCCAUGGAUAGACAGGUGUCAAAACAGCCUCAAGGAAAUAAAGUGUAGCUUGGAUCCUGCUGAGACAGAGAAAUCUCUUGCCCAGUUAAAGUCUCUGCAGAAGGAGAGGGACCAGCACUUCGGGAUGGUGGAGCAGCUAAACAGUGCAGCCAGCAGCCUGCUCAGUGUCUGUGAAAUGGACAAAGAGGCGGUGGCAGAGGAGAAGGAAUCCCUGCUCCAGAAGGUGGACAUGGUCACCGAGCAAGUGCACUGGAAGAAAUUCUCUCUGGAGAACAUGGCCCAGAAGUUUAAAGAAUUUCAAGAAGUUUCCAAAGAAGCUCAGAGGCAGCUCCAGUGUGCAAAGGAACAGCUAGAUAUGCACGACUCUCUGGGGCCCCAGGCUUACAGCAGUAAGUCCCUGACUGUGUUGCAGACUCAGCAGAAAGCCCUUCAGACCUUGAAGCCUCAGGUCGAUCUGGCCCAGAGGCUCGCCCAGGACCUUGUGGCGGGGGCCUCCGACUCCAAGGGCACGUCCGAGAUUCUACUCCAAGCAGAAGCCUUAGCCCAGGAGCACAGCGCCCUCAGCCAGCAGGUGGAUGAAAAGUGCUCCUUCUUAGAAACCAAGCUUCAGGGCAUCGGCCAUUUCCAGAACACCAUCCGAGAGAUGUUUUCUCAGUUUGCGGAGUUUGAUGACGAGUUGGACAGCAUGGCCCCCGUGGGGAGAGAUGUGGAAACACUGCAGAAGCAAAGGGAGGCUAUUAAAGCCUUCUUGGAGAAACUGGAAGCGCUCAUCGCAAGCAACACCAAUGCCAAUAAGACCUGCAAGAUGAUGCUGGCCACGGAGGAAGCCUCUCCUGACCUGGUCGGCAUCAAACGGGACCUGGAGGCUUUAAGCAAACAGUGCAACAAGCUUCGGGACCGUGCACAAGCCAGAGAAGAGCAGGUGGAAGGGACCAUCACGCGCCUCGAAGAGUUCUACAGCAAACUCAAUGAAUUUUCUACUCUACUCCAGAAGGCUGAAGAACAUGAGGAAUCGCUAGGCCCUGUUGGCAUGGAAACAGAGAUGAUUAACCAACAGCUUGAUGUGUUCAAGGUGUUCCAAAAAGAAGAGAUUGAACCCUUGCAGGUUAAACAGCAGGAUGUGAACUGGCUGGGUCAAGGCCUCGUUCAGAGUGCCGCUAAGGGCACCAGCACCCAGGCCUUGGAGCGGGACCUGGACAAUGCCAGUGCGCGAUGGAAGACCCUCAACAAGAAGGUGGCCCAGCGAGCAGCCCAGCUGCAGGAGGCCCUGCUGCACUGCGGGAGGUUCCAGGACGCCCUGGAGUCCCUACUCAGCUGGAUGGUGGACACCGAGGAGCUUGUGGCCAAUCAGAAGCCCCCAUCGGCUGAGUUCAAGGUGGUGAAGGCCCAGAUACAAGAGCAGAAGCUUCUCCAGAGAUUGUUGGAUGACCGCAAAUCUACUGUGGAGGUGAUCAAACGGGAAGGAGAAAAAAUUGCCGCCACAGCAGAACCUGCGGAUAAAGUGAAGAUUUUGAAACAACUGAGUCUCUUGGAUAGCAGAUGGGCGGCCUUGCUUAAUAAGGCUGAAACAAGGAAUCGUCAGUUGGAAGGUAUCUCAGUGGUAGCACAGCAGUUUCACGAAACCUUAGAACCACUGAAUGAGUGGCUGACAACCACAGAAAAGAGGCUGGCGAAUAGUGAACCCAUUGGAACCCAAGCGUCCAAGCUGGAGGAACAAAUUGCACAGCACAAAGCCUUAGAAGAUGACAUCAACCAUCAUAAUAAACAUUUACACCAGGCCGUUAGCAUUGGCCAGUCCUUAAAGGUUUUGAGCUCCAGGGAGGAUAAAGAUAUGGUGCAGAGUAAAUUAGACUCCUCUCAAGUGUGGUACAUUGAGAUUCAAGAGAAAAGCCAUGGCAGGUCUGAGCUUCUCCAGCAGGCUCUGUGUAAUGCUAAGAUUUUUGGGGAAGAUGAAGUGGAGCUGAUGAACUGGCUGAGUGAAGUGCAUGACAAGCUGAGGAGACUCUCGGUCCAGGAUUCCAGCCCUGAGGGGCUGUGGACACAGCAGGCUGAGCUGCGGGUUCUGCAAGAGGACAUCCUACUCAGAAAACAAAAUGUAGAUCAGGCCUUACUAAACGGUUUAGAACUACUUAAACGAACAACAGGUGAUGAAGUUUUAAUAAUUCAAGAUAAAUUGGAAGCCAUUAAAGCGAGGUACCAAGACAUCACUAAACUGAGCACGGACGUCGCCAAGACCCUGGAGCAGGCACUGCAGCUCGCGAGGCGGCUGCACUCCACGCACGAGGGGCUGUGCGCCUGGCUGGACAAGGUGGAGGUCGAGUUGCUUUCGUACGAAACGCAGGUUCUGAAGGGAGAAGCCUCCAGCCAAGCACACGCGAGGCAAAAAGAGCUAAAGAAGGAAACUAAGAGCAGCAAAGCCCUGCUGGACUCCCUUAAUGAAGUGAGCUCUGCUCUCCUGGAGCUGGUGCCCUGGAGGGCGAGGGAAGGGCUGGAAAAAAUGGUGGCCGAGGACAACGACCGCUACCGCUUGGUGAGCGACACCAUCACACAGAAGGUGGAGGAGAUUGACGCGGCCAUCCUGAGGUCCCAGCAGUUUGACCAAGCGGCUGAUGCAGAGUUAGCCUGGAUUAGUGAAACAGACAAAAAAUUGACAUCUCUGGGUGACAUCAGGCUUGAGCAAGACCAGACCUCCGCUCAGCUGCAGGUUCAAAAGACAUUCACCAUGGAGAUUUUACGACACAAGGAUAUUAUUGAUGAGCUUGUUAAAUCUGGACAUAAAAUCAUGAGCACAUGCAGUGAAGAGGAAAAGCAGCCGAUGAAGAAAAAACUGGACAAGGUAUUGAAGAACUAUGAUGCCAUCUGCCAGACAAACUCAGAGAGGUAUCUGCAGUUAGAACGGGCACAGUCCCUGGUUAACCAGUUCUGGGAAACAUACGAAGAACUUUGGCCGUGGCUGAUAGACAUACAGAGGAUCAUCACUCAGCUUCCUGCCCCCGCCCUGGAGUACGAAACCCUGAGGCAACAGCAGGAAGAACAUCGUAAACUGAGACGCUGUUUGCUUUGUUAUAGCAACUGCGGAGUUGGAUAAGCCGAACACAAGCCGCAUAUAGAUAAGAUGAACAAACUGGGGCCGCAGUUACUGGAAUUGAGCCCGAGGGAAGGCUUUUCUAUCCAAGAGAAGUACGUGGCUGCUGACACUCUCUACAGUCAAAUUAAAGAAGAUGUCAAAAAGCGGGCUGUGGCGCUGGAUGAAGCCAUUUCUCAGUCCGCUCAGUUCCACGACAAGAUCGACCAGAUCCUGGAGAGUCUGGAGCGCGUGGUGGAGCGUCUGCGGCAGCCGCCUUCCAUCUCAGCAGAGGUGGAGAAGAUCAAGGAGCAGGUCAGUGAGAAUAAGAACGUGGCGGUGGACAUGGAGAAGCUGCAGCCUCUGUACGAGACCCUCAGGCAGAGGGGAGAGGAGAUGAUCGCUCGGUCCCAGGGCACUGACAAAGACAUAUCUGCCAAAGCUGUUCAGGAUAAGCUAGACCAAAUGGUUUUCAUUUGGGAGAACAUACACACACUGGUGGAAGAAAGGGAAGCCAAGCUACUGGAUGUGAUGGAAUUAGCAGAGAAGUUCUGGUGUGAUCACAUGUCACUGGUGGUUACCAUUAAAGAUACUCAAGACUUCAUCCGGGAUCUGGAGGAUCCUGGGAUCGAUCCCUCGGUAGUAAAACAACAGCAAGAAGCAGCAGAGGUCAUAAGGGAGGAGAUAGAUGGAUUGCAGGAAGAGCUGGAUAUGGUUAUUAACCUGGGUUCUGAACUCAUUGCCGCUUGCGGGGAACCCGACAAACCCAUUGUUAAGAAGAGUAUAGACGAGUUAAAUUCAGCCUGGGAUUCUCUAAAUAAAGCUUGGAAAGACCGGGUGGACAGACUUGAGGAGGCAAUGCAGGCUGCUGUUCAGUACCAGGAUGGACUGCAGGCAAUAUUCGACUGGGUAGAUAUUGCAGGUGGCAAAUUGGCUUCAUUGUCUGCAAUUGGAACAGAUCUUGAAACUGUCAAGCAGCAGAUUGGGGAGCUGAAGCAAUUUAAGUCAGAAGCGUAUCAACAACAGAUAGAAAUGGAGAGACUGAACCAUCAGGCAGAGCUCCUGCUAAAGAAAGUAACAGAAGAAAGUGAUAAACACACUGUUCUGGACCCACUGACGGAGCUGAAAUUGAUAUGGGACAGUCUGGAUGAGAGGAUCAUCAACAGACAGCACAAGCUGGAGGGCGCUCUGUUAGCACUGGGGCAGUUCCAGCACGCGCUGGACGAGUUGCUGGCGUGGCUCACGCACACCGAGGGCUUGCUCAGCGAACAGAAGCCUGUCGGAGGAGACCCCAAGGCCAUUGAAAUUGAACUCGCCAAGCAUCAUGUGCUCCAAAAUGAUGUAUUAGCCCAUCAGUCCACCGUGGAAGCCGUGAAUAGAGCAGGAAAUGAUCUAAUCGAAUCAAGUGCCGGAGAAGAAGCGAGCAACCUUCAGAACAAGCUAGAGGUUUUGAAUCAACGCUGGCAAAAUGUUUUGGAAAAAACAGAACAAAGGAAGCAGCAGCUGGAUGGUGCCUUGCGCCAGGCUAAAGGGUUCCACGGCGAAAUCGAGGAUUUGCAACAGUGGCUGACAGACACGGAGCGCCAUCUGUUAGCAUCCAAGCCUCUGGGAGGUUUACCGGAAACAGCCAGGGAACAGCUUAAUGCCCACAUGGAAAUCUGUGCUGCCUUUGAUGUUAAAGAAGAAACAUAUAAGAGUCUGAUGCAGAAAGGCCAGCAGAUGCUUGCAAGAUGCCCCAAAUCUGCAGAGACAAAUAUUGACCAAGACAUAAAUAACUUGAAAGAAAAAUGGGAAUCGGUGGAAACCAAACUCAAUGAAAGGAAAGUUAAACUGGAAGAGGCCCUCACCUUGGCAAUGGAAUUCCACAGUUCCCUCCAGGACUUCAUCAACUGGCUCACCCAGGCGGAGCAGACCCUAAACGUGGCUUCCCGGCCAAGCCUUAUCUUGGACACCGUCUUGUUUCAAAUUGAUGAACACAAGGUCUUUGCCAAUGAAGUAAAUUCUCACCGGGAGCAGAUCAUAGAGCUGGACAAAACUGGAACCCACUUGAAGUAUUUCAGUCAGAAACAAGAUGUCGUUCUCAUUAAGAAUCUGCUUAUCAGUGUGCAGAGCCGCUGGGAGAAAGUGGUCCAGCGCUUAGUAGAAAGAGGAAGAUCUUUGGACGAUGCAAGGAAGAGGGCCAAGCAGUUCCAUGAAGCUUGGAGUAAGCUUAUGGAAUGGCUGGAAGAGUCAGAGAAGUCUUUGGAUUCUGAACUGGAAAUUGCCAACGACCCAGACAAAAUCAAAGCACAACUGGCACAGCAUAAGGAGUUUCAGAAAUCCCUCGGAGCCAAGCAUUCUGUCUACGACACCACCAACAGGACUGGGCGUUCUCUGAAGGAGAAGACCUCCCUGGCUGACGACAACCUGAAGCUGGACGACAUGCUGAGUGAGCUCAGAGACAAGUGGGACACGAUCUGUGGGAAGUCGGUGGAGAGGCAAAACAAAUUGGAGGAAGCCCUCUUAUUUUCUGGGCAAUUCACAGACGCCCUGCAGGCCCUCAUUGACUGGCUGUACAGGGUUGAGCCCCAGCUGGCUGAGGACCAGCCUGUCCAUGGAGACAUCGAUCUAGUGAUGAAUCUGAUCGAUAAUCACAAGGUCUUCCAGAAGGAGCUGGGGAAGAGGACCAGCAGCGUGCAGGCCCUGAAGCGCUCGGCCCGGGAGCUCAUAGAGGGCAGCCAGGAUGACUCCUCCUGGGUCAGGGUCCAGAUGCAGGAGCUGAGCACACGCUGGGAGACGGUGUGUGCACUCUCCAUAUCCAAGCAGACCCGCCUAGAAGCAGCUCUGCGCCAGGCAGAGGAGUUUCACUCGGUGGUCCAUGCCCUCCUGGAGUGGCUGGCGGAAGCGGAGCAGACCCUUCGUUUCCAUGGCGUUCUCCCAGACGAUGAAGAUGCUCUUCGGACUCUCAUUGAUCAGCAUAAAGAAUUCAUGAAGAGACUGGAAGAAAAGCGCGCUGCCCUCAACAAAGCCACCAGCAUGGGAGACACCAUCCUGGCCAUCUGCCACCCAGACUCCAUCACCACCAUCAAGCACUGGAUAACCAUCAUCCGGGCCAGAUUCGAGGAGGUACUGGCCUGGGCGAAGCAGCACCAGCAGAGACUAGCCAGUGCCCUGGCAGGACUCAUCGCCAAGCAGGAAUUGCUGGAAGCCCUGCUGGCCUGGUUGCAGUGGGCUGAAACCACACUGAGCGACAGGGAUAAAGAGGUCAUCCCGCAGGAGAUUGAAGAGGUGAAAGCCCUCAUUGCAGAGCACCAGACCUUCAUGGAGGAAAUGACCAGAAAACAACCUGACGUGGACAAAGUCACCAAGACCUACAAGAGGAGAGUGGCGGACCCCUCCUUACAGUCCCACAUUCCGGUCUUGGAUAAGGGGCGAGCAGGAAGAAAACGCUUCCCAGCGUCAGGCUUCUAUCCCUCUGGAUCACAGACACAAAUCGAAACCAAGAAUCCCAGGGUCAACUUACUGGUGAGCAAGUGGCAGCAAGUCUGGCUGCUCGCCUUGGAAAGAAGGAGGAAGCUUAAUGACGCCCUGGACAGACUGGAGGAGCUAAGGGAAUUUGCCAACUUUGAUUUCGAUGUCUGGCGCAAAAAGUACAUGCGGUGGAUGAAUCACAAGAAAUCUCGAGUGAUGGACUUCUUCAGGAGGAUCGAUAAAGAUCAGGAUGGGAAAAUAACCCGACAAGAAUUUAUUGACGGGAUUCUUUCCUCAAAGUUCCCUACCAGUCGUCUGGAGAUGAGUGCAGUUGCAGACAUCUUUGACAGAGACGGCGAUGGAUACAUCGACUACUAUGAAUUUGUAGCCGCCCUUCACCCAAAUAAAGAUGCAUACAAACCUAUCACUGAUGCUGACAAAAUUGAAGAUGAGGUGACAAGGCAGGUAGCUAAGUGCAAAUGUGCGAAACGAUUCCAAGUUGAACAGAUUGGAGAUAACAAAUACAGGUUCUUCCUGGGAAAUCAGUUUGGAGACUCCCAGCAACUCCGGCUUGUCCGAAUCCUGCGAAGUACUGUGAUGGUUCGUGUUGGUGGUGGAUGGAUGGCCCUGGAUGAGUUCUUAGUGAAAAAUGAUCCUUGCAGGGUUCAUCAUCAUGGGAGUAAAAUGUUACGUUCGGAAUCAAACUCUUCAAUUACUACUACUCAGCCUACUAUAGCUAAAGGAAGGACGAACGUGGAGCUAAGGGAGAAGUUCAUCUUGGCGGAUGGAGCCAGUCAGGGAAUGGCUGCUUUCCGACCCCGGGGCCGGAGAUCGAGGCCCUCAUCCCGGGGAGCCUCGCCCAACCGGUCCACAUCUGUGUCCAGCCCGGCUGGCCAGGCGGCCUCCCCGCAGGUCCCUGCCACCAGCACACCCAAGAUUCUCCAUCCUUUAACACGCAAUUAUGGUAAACCCUGGUUGACAAACAGCAAGGUGUCAACUCCUUGUAAACCAGCUGAGUGCUCAGACUUCCCCAUGUCAUCUCCAGAGGGAACGCCGAUACAAGGAAGUAAACUUCGACUUCCGGGAUAUUUAUCAGGGAAAGGCUUCCACUCCGGGGAGGACAGUGGCUUGAUCACAACCGCAGCUUCCCGAGUGCGGACACAGUUUGCUGAUCCCAAGAAGACCCACAGCCGACCAGGAAGCCGAGCUGGCAGCAAAGCUGGUAGCCGGGCCAGCAGCCGCCGAGGCAGCGAUGCAUCAGACUUUGACAUCUCGGAAAUCCAGUCCGUGUGCUCCGACGUGGAGACUGUCCCCCAGACACACAGGCCUACGCCCCGAGCAGAUUCUCGGCCGUCCGCAGCCAAGCCUUCCAAAAUCCCCACACCCCAGAGGAAAUCACCUGCCAGCAAAUUGGACAAGUCCUCCAAGAGAUAGUGCAGUUGGUUCUACCACGGUCCUUCCUAAAGCCUUUACUAUUUAAGUCUGAAAGAUGUAACAUAUGAUGUAGAGACUAUUGUGAAAUAAUGCAGGAGGUGCGUUUAAAGUUCUGCAGAUGGCCUUAUUUGUGUAUUUGUCUUUUUCUUUUAUCUGUAUAAUUUGGGUCAGAUAGUCUGGGGUUUUAGUCACAUCCUCCGUGAGGGGGGAGAGAGUUUGAUAGGCACUAACGUUUCUGCACUGAGCGUGUGGAGCACACCUGAGAUCACUAUACCUGCAGGUAAGUCCACGACUUCCCAACAGCCAGCCCUCCACUGGGAGCUAACAUGAAGGAUACCUCAUGACACCUUCUUGCUUCUCUGGAAACUCUGAAAAGCCAAGACACCCACAGCGAUCUAUUCCGAGACUAUCUAAGUGUAAACUGCAAGAUGGGGGACAAAAAGACAAACACACCCGCCGCAGUUCUUAACCUUGUAUCUGACAGAGAACUCACAGAAAGUUCCUUUCUGCACCUGCCCAUGCUCUGAGAUUCCCAGACUCUUGCGCAUUUCUGUGCCAUGGCUUCACCUGAGGCCAGAGGCGUCCUGGACGUGAGCCCUCUUAUCCUGUAAGAAUAUCAUCAUAAAGUGCAUUCAUGUAAAUGUGAGGUUUUCUUUUGCUUGAGUGGACAGUAGCACCUGUACCAUUGAACUCAUUUUGUAUCAAAGCAAGUUUGCUUGCAGAAAAGCUAUGAAAUAAAACAUGUCCCUUAACUACA
This is a messenger RNA of Balaenoptera musculus (blue whale), 24242 nucleotides long. Its product is annotated as dystonin-like. Gene Ontology annotation, biological process: intermediate filament bundle assembly; wound healing. Lineage: Eukaryota; Metazoa; Chordata; Mammalia; Artiodactyla; Balaenopteridae. Gene Ontology annotation, cellular component: cytoplasm; cytoskeleton; membrane. The record is from RefSeq and is a predicted model, not a curated record. Gene Ontology annotation, molecular function: structural molecule activity; keratin filament binding; microtubule binding.